Messenger RNA from Perca fluviatilis (European perch), 680 nucleotides. RefSeq names its product cytochrome c oxidase assembly factor 5. Gene Ontology annotation, cellular component: mitochondrion. The record is from RefSeq and is a predicted model, not a curated record. NCBI's taxonomy places the organism in Eukaryota, Metazoa, Chordata, Actinopteri, Perciformes, Percidae. The coding region runs from base 155 to 382 and encodes 75 amino acids. The transcript is spliced from 3 exons. Gene Ontology annotation, biological process: mitochondrial respiratory chain complex IV assembly.
UGUACUUCCGUUUUCCCAUCAUGCAGUUUCAGAAACAUGGUGGCUGAAAGCUUUCAUAACAUUGAGGUCUGAUGUCACGUCUGUUAUCUAGCCCAUUUUUGCACCUGUGAAUUUAUGAGUAAGGGAAUAUUGGUUUUAAAUUGGAUUGUGCACAAUGCCGAAAUAUUACGAGGAUAAAGAGGAAGAUACCCGAGCAUGCGCCGGUGUCAGAGAGGACUUCAAGGCGUGUCUCCUUCAGCACGACUGCGUGGUCAAGGAGGGGAAGAUGCCCAGUGAGUGUUUGAAGGAAGGCCACUGCAAAGCCCUGCAGACAUCCUUCUUUGAGUGCAAGAGGUCAAUGCUGGACACAAGGUCAAGAUUCAGAGGAAGGAAAGGAUAUUGAGGAACCAUCUAAACGAGUGGUCGAGUGAAUCCUGGAGCAACUGUAAAUACUUGUAAUGAUUGAAACUAAAGAGCGCUGCUCAUAGGCCAGAGUGUGUGCAGCCUUACAACCUCAUCUGAAGUACGUGUCAAGAAAGGACUACCAAAUAUUAAAGAACAAUGCAAACUGAAGGACAAAAUGUAGUGCUGAAAAACACUGGAGCUGUCACUGGCUAGAGAUUUUUCUGGAUGAGUGUGUGUGUGUGUGUUGUGCUAUGAGAACCUUGAUGUGAUGAAAUAAAUAAUGAAUACAAUGUAAA